Molecule: messenger RNA, 1154 nt
Organism: Panicum hallii
Lineage: Eukaryota; Viridiplantae; Streptophyta; Magnoliopsida; Poales; Poaceae
Exons: 6
Coding region: 278-850 (190 amino acids)
Biological process (GO): GPI anchor biosynthetic process
Cellular component (GO): glycosylphosphatidylinositol-N-acetylglucosaminyltransferase (GPI-GnT) complex
Source: RefSeq, a predicted model, not a curated record
CACCUCGCCUGUCGCCUCCUCCAUCACCUCCCACCCAGUCAUCCUCCCCGUCGCCGGCGCUGCCCAGGCGUCCGACCUCCGGGCGUCCUACGGCCGUCCGGCUCCUCUCACACGGUCACCUCGUCGAGCUCUGACCCCGGUACUCUAUCACUUCUCUGCCACUGCCACUGCCACUGCCACUGCGGCGAUGACAGGGCGAGCGGCCACCUAGGUCGUCGUCGGGCGCUUCGCCAGCGACGAGCAUACAACAGCAGUUGUUUCUGGAUCUACUGGGACCAUGGAUCAAGAACAAAAAAGAGAAGCACCUUGUGGCAUCUAUACUUACAAGCAUCAUUGUAGCAUGGGAGUUGACGUCCAUGAGGUCUUUGUUAAGAAGAGCAGACUGCGGAUUGUCCUGUCGUACAUUGGCAUUGUGUUCCUUCUUGUGAAUGUCAGCCAACCAUUGCUGGCCAAGGAGAGUCUAUCCCUUGGAUCAGUUUGGAAUAUUACCUUUGCCGUUCUUGUUGCUAAACGUUUGCAAUACAAACCUGUGAAGAAAGAGUCUGUAGUGAUUAUGCCAGCUUUUGGGGUUCAGCUAGAGAUCCAUUUUUGGAGCGGAAGAGUUGAUCGUCGUUUUGUGCCCAUUGGCAAGAUUCUGAAACCACUGAUAAAUGAGUGCGUGACACCGGUGACCUGUUACUGGAGCUUGGCACUGCUUUUGCGUGAUGAAGAGGAACUCCUGCUAGUUUUCCAGAAAUCUCGUCCUCCUGUCAAAAUGUUAGUUCCAGUAUGGAAGGCUCUCUGCACGUUGACAAACUCUAAAUGCUCGAGCCCCUCUAGAGUUGAUAAACCAAACUGUUCAGAAACAUGAGCGAUCCGGGGCUUCAGUGUAGAUAUAUGUAUGCUCCAAAGAAGCAUCUGCAGUUGAUAUACAUUAGAUUGAGAUUAUUGGAACUGUUGAUGAUGUCAUAGGACUCAUCGGUGCUAGGGGCACUGAUUGCUAGAAGGAAAUGUUUACCUGCUAGUUUCGGCUGAAGUGUAUACCGCUUAACGCUAACCAUUCAUGAUUCCAUGGUCCUGAUAUCUGAAUAGUACUGAAUAGAAUUCACUUUCUGAUGUAAUUUUCGGUGCACGCUUCUGAAUAUGUGAUGCCAAUUAUGAGCAGUUCAAAUGAA